Ceratitis capitata (Mediterranean fruit fly) is the source of this 900-nucleotide messenger RNA. RefSeq names its product extensin-3 (gene Twdlbeta). Lineage: Eukaryota; Metazoa; Arthropoda; Insecta; Diptera; Tephritidae. The coding region runs from base 116 to 715 and encodes 199 amino acids. The record is from RefSeq and is a predicted model, not a curated record. The transcript has a single exon.
UUGCCCAAAGCAUUAUGUCAAUUCAAAACGAUAAAUCGAACGCGUAACACAAAACACGGCUCAGAAACUAUCCAGUAGCAUUAAUACUAAUCAUUAAACCAAAAAUUUUCGUAAAAUGCGUAGUUUAUUUGUGAUCGCCUGCACCCUCGCCGUGGCUAUGGCCAGGCCUGAGCCACCGUCAACUCGCUAUGGACCACCACCAGCGCCAGCCAAGCAAUACGGCCCACCACCAUCGCCACCAGCGGAACAAUAUGGUCCACCACCUACACAGCCACCACAGCCGCUACCACUUUAUGGUCCACCUGCACCCUUCUAUGGUCCACCACCAGCCACUGAGGCCAUUGUCACUAAGAAUGUGUACGUACAUGUGCCACCAGAGGAGCCAGAAGUGUAUCAGCCAGCAGAACCCAUUCAAACUGCUGUACCAAAGAAGCAUUAUAAAAUCAUCUUCAUUAAAGCACCAAAUCCACCAGCUCCAGUACAACAAGUAUUGCCACCUCCAGUACAGGAUGAACACAAAACUCUCGUCUAUGUGUUGGUUAAGAAACCCGAAGAACAACAGCCAUUGAUAUUGCCAUCACCUGCACCUACAGAACCCAGCAAACCAGAGGUUUACUUCAUCAAGUACAAGCAACAGCAGAAACCUGCUACACAAUACGGUCCACCACCUGCACCAGCCGCCGAGUAUGGCCCACCAGCGGCGGAGAAGUUCUAAGUUAGUUGAUUUGUUAGUGUGGUUGACAUGACGUUGCUAUCCGAGCGAUCACUAUUGUAAAUAUAUUUCAUCAAUUCUCCUAUGAGUACUUAGUGCUUUGAAUUAGUACAAUUUUAUGAACACUGUUUAACGGUGUAUUUAUGUAUUAAGCUACUUUUUACAUACGAACUUUUUUCUAUAUACCA